This is a messenger RNA of Zingiber officinale, 1205 nucleotides long. RefSeq names its product HMG-Y-related protein A-like. The coding region runs from base 42 to 524 and encodes 160 amino acids. Lineage: Eukaryota; Viridiplantae; Streptophyta; Magnoliopsida; Zingiberales; Zingiberaceae. Gene Ontology annotation, molecular function: nucleosomal DNA binding; double-stranded DNA binding. The record is from RefSeq and is a predicted model, not a curated record. Gene Ontology annotation, biological process: chromosome condensation; regulation of DNA-templated transcription; negative regulation of DNA recombination. Gene Ontology annotation, cellular component: nucleus; nucleolus; chromatin. The transcript is spliced from 3 exons.
AUUUAAUUUUCCAGAUCGCUUCAGCCUUCUCUUCACUCACCAUGGCGGCCGCCGAAGCUACCGAUCCUUCUUCCUACCCCGAGCUGAUAAUGGCGGCGAUCAAGUCGCUGGUCGAGGAGGGCAGGAUGGACACGAGCGAAUCUGCGAUCUCCGAUCGCAUCGAGUCGCAGCACCUGGGCACGCUCCCGGAGUCGCACGCCUCGCUGCUCGCCGAGCACCUCACCUGCUUGACGGAUAGCGGCGAGCUGUUUCUCAUCGACAUGAUCAACUACGUGCGGUCGGAGGCGGCGCCCAAGAGGGGCCGUGGCCGUCCGCCGAAGCCCCGCGGUCGGCCGCCCAAGCCGAAGGAUCCCGUAGCCGUGGCUGCUUCGGAAGAUUCCAGUGCUAUUCCACGUCCGAGGGACCGCCCGGCGAAGAAGAAGGCGGCGAUUGCCGGGGCCCCUGCUGUGGUGGGCGGAGGUGUGGCGAAGCGAGGUAGAGGUAGGCCUCCGAAGGCGAAGACAGGGACGGCCGAUGACGCCUAAUCCGAGUUCAUGCAGAUCUGUUCGAUCCGGGCUACGACCUCCGACAUCGACGGGCGGGAGUUGGGAUCCUGUGCGCCGCAGUCAACCGCCAGCAGCAUCAGCUGCACCAUCGGCUCGGCGUCCUGACGGUUCGACAGUUCGACGUCGAACACCUCUGAGCUCCAGUCCACCGCGGGGACAGAUCGUACCCACCACAGGAGGUCGACGCCGUCGUCGCCGUGAGGCGUCUGCGUCGGAGAUUUGGCCGUGAGCAUCUCCAUUAGGAGCACGCCGAAACUGUAGACGUCAGCCUUCUGCGAGACCCUGCGCCCGUCGGUGACCUCCGGCGCACGGUAGCCGGCGGCGCGAGGGGAGGGCAUUGAAAUGGAGCCUAGGCUGCUCAGGCCGCAGUCGGAGACGCAAGCGUCGCAUGUUUUGGAGAGGACGAUGUUGGAAGACUUGAUGUUGCCGUGGGCGGAGUCAGAGCCUUUCAUAUGGAUGAACUCGACGCCGCGGGCUUCGCCCAGCACAAUCUCCUGUAGGAAAAUAAUUCGGACAGCAUGGUCAUGUUUUAUUCUCGUUCAUGAUUUAUUUAAUUUUUAUUUGAUAUUAAUCUUUCCUAUUUUAGUGGGAUGAGUCAUCCUAUUCUUAUGGUUAAAACUUAUCACUUGAGUUGUAUUUAAAGGGGUCGAAACUGUGAAA